Molecule: messenger RNA, 2249 nt
Organism: Bufo gargarizans (Asiatic toad)
Lineage: Eukaryota; Metazoa; Chordata; Amphibia; Anura; Bufonidae
Gene: SLC28A3
Product: solute carrier family 28 member 3
Exons: 18
Coding region: 83-2137 (684 amino acids)
Biological process (GO): purine nucleoside transmembrane transport; pyrimidine nucleoside transport
Cellular component (GO): membrane
Molecular function (GO): purine-specific nucleoside:sodium symporter activity; pyrimidine- and adenosine-specific:sodium symporter activity
Source: RefSeq, a predicted model, not a curated record
ACUGCUGGCAGGUAAAUCUCUGCACUUGUGUAUUCAGCAAUCACUCGUGUUUGGAACAUUUACUAAUUCUUGUUGUUGUGACAUGGAGCUCAGUGAAAAAAUCCAAGAUGGACCUAUUGGCCACACUAAUUCUGCUUUUCAGACUGAUGAGUUUCCUCAUCGAGAAGAACCAAACAGCAAUGAUCUUCAGAGCAAGAGACACAUUAAUGGAGACUCUGUAAUGAUUAGCCAGUUUAACGAUGAGACAACAUUUACUAAAUCUGAUAAAGGAGCCUCAAAUCAUAAAAGAUACUUUGAAAAGAAAUAUGAUGCUGUAUGUUCCUUCUAUAACAAACAUAAAGCCACAAUUAAACACGUGAUCUAUGGGAUUUUAUUGGCAGGUUUCUUUGCGAUGGUGAUCGCAGCCUGUGCUUUGAACUUCAAAAGGGCACUCGCUCUCUUUGUUUUAACGCUGCUGGUCAUCUUUUUUGUCUGCUGGGAUUUAUUUAUGGACAGAUAUGAAGGGAAAAUUGUCAAAUUCUUCUCCCCUGCUGGUUUGUUCUUAAAAAAACAAUGGUUUUGGUUGAAAUGGGUAGUUUGGCUAAGCCUUAUUGCAGCAGUGAUAUUAUGGCUUAUUUUUGACACAGCAAAAAUGGGAGGCAAUCAGCUCAUUUCUUUUGGUGGCCUUGUAAUGUAUGUUCUCCUGAUGCUAAUCUUCUCUAAACAUCCAACUAAGGUUCACUGGCGACAAGUAUUUUGGGGUAUUGGACUGCAGUUCCUUUUAGGACUACUUAUCCUAAGAACAAAGCCAGGAUUUGAAGCAUUUGACUGGCUUGGCAUACAAGUGCAGACUUUCCUGGAAUAUUCAGAUACUGGCUCAAAGUUUGUCUUUGGAGAAAAGUAUAUUGAUCACUUUUUUGCUUUUAAGGUUCUACCUAUUGUGAUAUUCUUCAGCACCGUCAUGUCAAUGCUUUACUUCACCGGUUUCAUGCAGUGGCUAAUUAAAAAGGUUGGUUGGUUAAUGCAAAUUACCAUGGCAACGACUCCUACAGAAUCAUUGGUGGCUGCUGGAAAUAUAUUUGUGGGACAGACUGAAUCUCCUCUUCUGAUAAGGCCAUAUCUGGAACAUUUGACAAAAUCAGAAAUACAUGCAGUGAUGACUGCUGGAUUUGCUACAAUUGCAGGAAGCGUCCUUGGAGCAUACAUUUCAUUUGGAGUAUCUUCUUCUCACCUGUUGACUGCCUCUGUCAUGUCUGCCCCAGCUGCACUUGCUGUAGCCAAGUUAUUCUGGCCAGAAACUGAACCAGUGAAAAUUAAUAUGGAGCAUGGGCUUAAACUGGAGAAAGGGGAUGCAAGAAAUAUUCUGGAAGCUGCAAGUCAAGGAGCUUCUGCAUCAAUUUCUUUGGUGGCAAACAUAGCUGUGAACCUGAUGGCUUUUCUCUCACUGCUAGCGUUCUUCAAUGCUGUCCUCUCGUGGCUGGGAAAUAUGUUUGAUUAUCCACAGUUAAGCUUUGAGGUAAUAUGUUCGUAUGUCUUCAUGCCAUUCUCCUUCAUGAUGGGUGUAGACUGGGAAGACAGCUUCAUAGUUGGAAAACUUAUAGGAUACAAGACAUUUUUUAAUGAGUUUGUUGCAUAUGAAUACCUUGCUGGGCUGAUCAACAAGAGGAAGAAAAAUGAGCAGCUGUUUAUAGAUGGAGUAAAGCAAUAUAUGUCAGUUAGGUCGGAAGUUAUUGCGACAUAUGCUUUGUGUGGAUUUGCUAAUUUUGGCUCCUUGGGAAUUACUAUUGGUGGACUUUCCUCAAUGGCACCAAGCAGAAAGGGUGACAUUGCAGCUGGUGCAAUACGGGCCAUGAUCGCUGGUACAGUGGCAUGCUUCAUGACUGCUUGCAUUGCAGGCAUAUUAACUCCACCAAUUACACAGACAGUAUGCAGUGAUGUGUUAGACAGCAUCUUCCUUAAUUCUACAAACUUGCCUGUUAAAACACCAGAGAUUACUGACUGCUGCUUGACCCUCUAUAAAUGGGUUGUUGCUGAAAGUCCAACAAACUUUACCAUUGGAGGCAAUUAUAGCAUGAGCGCGUUGUCAGGAUGCUGUCAGCUGAUUGAUUCCCCAACCUUCAAUUGCACUUGGUUUACUCGCAGUACAUUAGACUUUUGAUUUCACUGUAUGAGUGCAAUUUGUGCAAAUGUGUAAUUUGAAUGGUUUUUCCAUCUUUGAGCUCCAUUUCAGAGUUUACAAAUAAAAUUAAAAGGGUUGUCUCACCACAUCA